UCAGUAUGGGUCCCGAAACAUGCCACCCAGGGAUCAAACUCCUUCGCAACGCGAUAACAGCUGCUGUCAUGGAAAUUGCAAAGCAGUUAGAACAAAAUAUGUUAUGCCUUGUUAUCGAUACGAAGAUGGCCGAAUAGAACUAUAUGUUCCGACACGUCACGGUAGGCUGCCGAUGUCUGCGUACCGACGGAACGGGAUGCAAGACCAAAUUCAUGGCUAUAGAGGGGCGAUCCGAUAUCUUUGCGCGGCCGACACUGUACCCGACAGAGGGUGCUGCGUACACACCAUAGUCGAACCUAUGAAAAAAAUUUACCCUAGAGUGACAAUGGAAAUGCAGCCUGUUAGAAAAAAGAAAGAUAAAAAAUGAAAGAUCUGUGAGGGUCUCCGAAUUUUGUAUUAGUAUUGUCUUAAUAAGCAAUGAAAAAGAUAAACUUUCCCAGGUACGCAAGCUACCCGUGAGUGCGUUCAAGCGUAACGGUAUGCAGGAUCAGGAGCAUUCGAAACUGCUUGGCACUACAAAUUUCCUCAUUAGAGGCCGUGACGUGUCGAUAGAAUGCGAUGUCUGCACUAACCCUGUCAAAGUAGCUGAUCCUGCCAAAGUGCCCCCGUGUGAAGCAAAGCACUACCUUGGCUGUAGAAUGCUAAAAAAGAAACCCAUUGAAGUAUCACUUGAAGACAUUUUGGAUGAUUAAUGUAUUUCAUAAUAAACGAUUAUUUGGAAAUUGAUAGACCACAUAAGAAUAAUGAUUUCCUAAAUAUCCAUUUACAUAAGAGCGCAACCAGCCGACAGUGUUGAUGCGCCGCGCCUGCGAAGUGGCCGUGGGGGCGCGCCCGCGCCGCAAGCCAUUCGUAGAGUCCUGCUAUACUGCGACCGCCGACAAACAGAUCCAUCGCUACCACAGCGAAGAUGAACGGGCGUUACGUCGAACGAAACCCAAGGCACAAUCAGGCGGAAAAAGAAGGAUCGCGGAAAUUCGUAAUAAAACCUCAAUAAACUAGUGGCGUAGUGAAAUAACAGUAAAACUUUUAGAGUUUGUGCAAUCAUGCGGAGCGUGGUGCAAUUGUGUAAUAGUGAUUUGAUUUUAGUGGGGUGGUGGUGAAUGGGUGUGUGUGGGUGUGGGUGUGGGGGAAUGCGAAAACGGCGCGGGUGGUCGGCGGGGCGAGGGGCGCGGUGACUGCCCCUGCGCACCAUGCGGCAGGCAUUGGCGCUUCUGCUUGUCGCCGUGUGCGCUGUAGCCUCUGCGCAGAUCGCGUGGACGCCUAUCUUUUUAGAUGGCAGUAGUCAAGUAGACUUAUGGACUCAAUCAUCGACCGGCUGCGCGUGCCCGGGGGGCGGCGGAGAGGACUGCGCGUGCUGUGUGCGCGACGGAGCGUGCCCGUGCGGCGACGUCGCUCCCACCCGCUGUGCGCAGUGCGGCCUGGAACAGUACUGCGCAAAUAUGUGCAACAUCACCAUCGACUCCCGUAUCUUGAAGAGCAAGUCGGGGAAGACGUUUGGUCAGAUCAAGUCUCCCUCCAUCGAGGGUCCCGGCUCCUGCUCGUACUUCCUGCAGCCAGACGCUGGGCAACGAGUGGAGAUACAGAUUUACAGGCUGGUCUCUGUUGGGAGGUUCAACGGUACCAGCUGCGUUGGUGGGUGGCUCCAACUUGGCGGCGCGGGCGCAGUACGCAGCACGGUCGCAGCAGAGACGCGACUAUGCGGCGCCAAUGAGCGGUACACUCCGCCUGUCGUACUCUUCGCUGAUCAUGGAGCUUCUACUUUAGAGUUUAGGAUAACAGAGAAGACGGUGAGAUCACAGUUUCUGGCCUUCUUCAGCUUCACGUCUCUGAGCAACUCGCAAGGUGUCGGGUUUCACCCCCGGGGUGGCUCUCGGAUACCACACACAGACUGUGACUGGUUGUACCAGGACGUGUCGUGUCGCACUCCUGGGUCGUGUGUGCUCGCGAGUCCCGGGUACCCGGGGCUGUAUCCUCCCCACAGGCUCUGCCGGUACCUUUUCACCACCAACUCUGUAAAUACGAGGGUCAAGAUCAUCUUUACAUCGAUACUGCUGCCUAGAAAUCACUGCGCCACCGACUCGCUGUCCAUGCGCGCUGGGAACUCUCCUUCUGCGCCACUCUUGGGCACGCUGUGCUCGGAGAGAACAGCCACUCUGGAGUACCCUGGCCCAAACCUGCUGCUGGAGUUCACUUCCGGUCCGCUGGUCCCUCCGUACGAUUACAACGGGUUCAUUGCCAAAUUGGAGUUUAUAGAAGGAGUGGACGCGAGUGGGCCUCCCCCCACCGUGCUGCCGGCCUCCCCUCCCCUAGCAGCACUCACGCAUCAUGUGCAGAGUGUGGAUAGGAUGGCGAUAGAGAGCAACGCAGUGUCAAACGAAGUGUCCAACAAUGGGCGAGUGGGGUGUGGCGCCACUGUUCGCGGGUUCGGGCCUGGAGGUGCGCGCUCCGGCCAUUUUGACACUCGCGCCACCACCUGGCGGUCGCAGUGCGCUAUACAUCUCCUUGGUGCAUCCACGGACGUGGUGCAAGUCUCGUUAUUUAAUUAUAAUUUAAGGUUACCAAGCUGUCGAUCUCAUAUUGAGAUUUUAGAAGGGCUUCACGAGUUUGGUGGUAGAGGAGAUAGACUGGACAGGUCCGAGAGAGGAGACCGAGCACUCCUCAGAGUGUGUGGUCCCUCCAUGAGGGAAGCCAGGGAUCAGUCCGGAAGGUUCCACAUCCGCCAGGCUGUGACAUCUAAAGGUGCUAAUUUGACCAUAAUGGUGCGACGGUCCGCUUCGCAAAAUGAAGAGGAAUUUGUGGAUGGUGCCUUUGCUUUUCAUGAUGAACAACACGAAGGUACGGCAUCGCCAGACGCAAUGUGCGCCUCGACCCACUACGGGCUGGCAGCGCCGACCCAUGGCGGGGUCUCCGCGCCUUCUCAUCACCACAUCUUCUGGAACAUAGAGGAGCGGUUACUCUGCACACAUAGGUUCAUACCCGCUGCUAAUCAGAGCGUGACCAUUGAGAUACAACGCUUGGAUCGCAUGUGGAGCGCUGAGCCAACUGGUACAGUGGGGGCUGCCGGUUGUCGCACCGCAUGCGGCGACGCCGGCUGCGAGUGCCGCGCCAACACCCCGCUGCACUACCACGACCACAUCGCGUUGGUGGCGGGCGACGGCACGCAUCUCUCCUGCUUGUGCGGGGACUUCCAGGCGCCAUGGCUCCCAGUGGUCGUAAGAAGUUGGACCAGCGUGCGGUUGGAGUAUUCAGUAGCUCACUACACGUACGCAAGUAGAGGGUUCGACUACGCAGCCGCCUACAGCUUCAACGACGACUCCAUGUGCGGUCAGCGCACUUACACCACCCAUUCUGGUGAAAUAUCGUCGAGAAACGUGACAGUGACAGGCAGCCUGAAUGAGUUCUUCUAUCAGCAAUGCACUUGGGUCUUAGAUUCGAACGUUGAGAGGCAGCUUUUGAUUGAUAUUACCUCGGAACAGGAUAAGUCGUGUAGUUCAUGGAAUAUCACACUCCAUGAGUGGUCCGGAUCAGGGGCGCAUAGCGACGCCGGGCUGGCCGCGGCGGCCGGCGAGCUAUUGUACACCUUCUGCGCAAGGCAUAAGAAUCAUACUUACACGCUGCCCUACCGGCUCAACACUGUUGUUAUUAGGUUAGUAGCAUUGUCCCGCCAGCAGCCAUUUUACACAAUCCGAUGGCGAUCACAAGUGGUGCGCGCCAACAACCGCCUCGGGCCUCCGACGCCGGCGCCGGCAGCCUCGGCUGCAGCAGCCAUUCCGCACACAACCCUUGCCAAUAUCAUGCUCACGUAUCUAGUGCUUAUAUUGCUCACAGAAACAUUAAAAACAAUCUAGUUUUAAAAUAGAACAGAAGACUACAAUCAACGCUUUAGAAAAAAUAAAGUUAGAAUUUAUGGAAUUGUCGAAUUUUGUCAGGGACAUUAAAGCCAAAUUACUAGUGUUAAAUUCAGUGUGUGUUUGUACAACAAUGUGUUGAGUGUCACAUCACGAUGAUAUCUGUAAAUAGUAACUGCAUAGUGUAUGCUGAGUUACUCUAUAAUAUUCCAAUACUUUAAAAAAAUCGGGACAUGUAACGAAAAAUAUCUUAACUCGGGUUGACAGCGAAAUAUUUCCCCUUAGGUACCAAUAGAUUUACUUAGUAAUAAUAACUUUUUUACGUCACGAACUACAUAUACACAUUGUGAAUUAGAAAGAACACUGGGACAGACUGAACAGCCUAGAAAUAGUAUUUGCUGUGUCAUAGUAAAGCAUGGUGUAUUCUUAAAAUGAAAUAUAUAACUACUUAUCUAUUUUAGUGUCAAUUACUGUGAAAUAACUCGAAACAAUAUUCUAUUCACAAGAAAUAGAAAAGGUUUUUUUAAACACAAUUUAAAAUACAUAUUUUGAAGCUGCUAUAUUUUAUAAAAAAUUGUAUAAAACAAAAGAAAAAUAGAUCGGAGACUAUUUUGCUCAUGUUAUUUUUCAUAAUCAUUUAAUUUCGUCGUCUUUAUUAUAAAAUGACUUAAAUACUUAAUUGGCUUAUAUAAUGUUUAUAUUACACAAUAAUGUAGAGAUUGCAUUAUUUAAAUAUACAUUUCAGUAGGAAUUGGAAAACUAUGUUAAUAUCCUGAACGAAAUAGGCAUAAAAUGCGGUACGAUUGCAUAAUAACAUAUGUAUAAAUAAAUUACUUUUAAAUGUUAUGUAUUAAAACAUUUGUUAUAACUAAUUUGGGGGUUUAACUUCCUAUAAUUUUUGAAUGUACUUGUUAAUAAUUGCAUUUAUAUAGAUACUUCGCAACCGAAGAUCUCACCGCACAUUUGGUGUCAUUUAAGUAAACAUGAUAUUACCUACUUAUGAUCAGCGUGCAAAUGCAAAAUGAUUCUGAUGAUGUUACCUGCUUUGCAUGCUGCAGGUAACAGAAUAAUUUUUAUAAUUUUUCAUUUCAUAUGUGUUUCAGAUAUUUCUGAUCAAAUAACAAAUUAGAACUAGAUUUGGGACAUAACAUAAAAUAUUAGCUACUUCCCAUUUCCAAUAUUUUUAUAUUCCUUUUUAUGUUAGAAUUACAAAAUACGACAUAUUUGGUUACUCAUUUAAUGAUUUAUUUUAAUUGUUUCUAUUCUAUUGCAGUUUCAUUAAAUGUCAAUAAUACUUAAUUAACACUAGCACUUAAGAUGUAUUGUAUGUGUAGAUGUAAAUAGAUAACUUACACUAUGGCUAGGUAUGUAUCGAAACUAUAGGUAGAGAUUCCAUGAAAUAAUAAUGUUUGUUACACCGAAAUAGAUAAACUAAAUAAACUAAAA
Molecule: messenger RNA, 5294 nt
Organism: Plodia interpunctella (Indianmeal moth)
Lineage: Eukaryota; Metazoa; Arthropoda; Insecta; Lepidoptera; Pyralidae
Exons: 20
Coding region: 1191-3848 (885 amino acids)
Cellular component (GO): plasma membrane
Source: RefSeq, a predicted model, not a curated record